AGCCUUCAUCCUCUGCUUCCUCUGUGGUUUCAUCAUAAUUCUUGCACUGGCACAUACACAUAUUCCUCUGCUUCUCCGAAUCAGGAAAAUCUUAAAUUCCCCAAAUUAUCGCACGCUAUGCCAUCUCGACAACUGUCCACGUCAUCACCAGCUCACAACCACCGUCAAAGCCACCACGUUCUAACCCCUCUCCUCGCUUCCACCGCCUCCGCCUGCUCUAUCUUCCUCCUCGUUCUUCUCUGCCUCCGCAAGCGCAAACAGAAACGCACCACACCAUCUUCCGACUCCGAUUCCAACCCUCCUCAUCCUUUCUCCUACGCCCUCCUCCGCCGCGCCACCAACUCCUUCUCCACCUGCCUCGGACACGGCGGCUUCGGCCCCGUCUUCUCCGGCUCCCUCCCACCCGCCGGAAAACCCGUCGCCGUUAAGCUCAUGGACUCCGCUUCCCUCCAGGGCGAGCGCGAGUUCCACAACGAACUCUUCUUCGCAUCCAGGCUCCGCUCCGACCUAGUCGUUCCCGCCAUAGGUUUCUCCUCUGACCCCAAACACCGUCGUUUCUUGCUCGUCUACGAUCUCAUGCACAACGGUAACCUCCACGACGCGCUUUUGCGCCGCAAGUGCCCCGAACUGACGCAGUGGAAGAACCGCUUCGCCAUCGUCGUCGACAUUGCACGAGGGAUUCGUUAUCUUCACUCGUGCGACCCCCCUGUCAUUCACGGCGAUAUCAAGCCGAGUAAUAUUCUUCUGGACAGUUGUUUUUCGGCGAAAAUUGGCGAUUUUGGACUUGCCCGUUUGAAAACCGAAUCUCAGUUUGAAGUGGAAAGUGAAAAGAAGAGAAAGGAGGAGUUGGAGAGUGAUGGCACUGAGAGUGUGAAUACUGGAUUUGAGGAGCAAUCAUUUGAACAUGUUGGUGAGAUAGACGUUGCUGUGAAGACGAAUGAGGUUGCAGCCUCAGGAUCAGGUCUUGUGAAUAAUGGCAGAGUGAAGGAUUAUGUGAUGGAUUGGAUUGGGAAGGAGGUGAGCAAGGAAACACCAAAGGGGGAGCGGGUAAUAGGUGAAUCUGCAUCUAGCAUGGGAACUGUGGAGAAAAAGAAGAGCAGGAAGAAAUUGGAAUGGUGGGAAUCAAUGGAUGAGGAAAAGGGUGGUACUGGAGUUUUGAAGAUGGAGAAGAGAAGGCCAGCAAGGGAAUGGUGGAAGGAUGAGUAUUCUGACGAGAUUGCCAAGAAGAAGAAGAAGAAGAAGAAACAGAAGCAGAGAAAGAGAAAGGGUGAAAACAGUGAUGACAAUGGCGAUGAUUGGUGGGAGAGAGAUGAUAGUAAUAAAAACCGUAAUAGGAGUGUAGAUUCGUGGUUCAGUGGGGAGCUAAGGAGACCUCGCAGGAAUAGCUAUGAUUCUGGUAGUGGUGAAAUACACAAGAGUGGUGGUAUGAGCAGUACUCCAAGUAUGAGGGGAACGAUUUUUUAUGUUGCUCCUGAGUAUAAUGGGUAUAGUGGAGAUGUAUCAGAUAAGUGCGAUGUUUAUAGCUUUGGGGUCCUAUUACUUGUUAUCAUUUCUGGGAGGCGUCCACUUCAGGUGACUGGUUCACCAUUAUCCGAGUUUAAGCGAGCAAAUCUUGUGUCUUGGGCACGCCAUUGUGGACGGAAUGGGAAGCUCCUUGAACUGGUUGAUCAGUCAAUUCAGUCAUUGGAUAAAGAGGAGGCUCUUCUAUGCAUCAGGGUUGCUCUUCUUUGUUUGCUUAAGUCACCUGCUCGUCGUCCUUCCAUGAAAGAGGUUGUGGGAAUGCUUACUGGGGAGUUGGAGUCACCCCAAUUGCCGGUUGAGUACACAAACACAUCAUCUCGCUUCCCAUUCAAGCCUCAGAAAGAAUGCCCGUCAGUUCCUGUUAUCAACUAACCAUUUUCGUCAACAGUGAAAAGCACUUUUCCUGGCACUGUUCUUAGUAUUUUUUUACACUGGCACCGUGUUGCUACUAUUUCUUUCACCUUUCCUGGUUUUGAUACAUUGUGGCCUAAUUGAUGGAGAUUGAUCUGUGUAAAUUGACCCUUCCUCUUUCACACUGACUUUUAGGCAUGCUUUGGAAAUUAUGGACCAUGCUUUAGUGGAUGGCCAUCCUUGUAGUUCACAUAACUUUUGGUUACCAAGUCACUCUUUAGGGGUCGUCUAUUAAUGUUUGUCUGUUUGCCAAUUAUGCAAAUUUUGACUUGCUUUGCAGUUUGAUACAUCAUUUUUUUUUUUGAAGCCUUAUAAGUUUUGUAGCUGUCUAUGGGAAAUUGGAAUGUUGAUUUCGGUAGCACAAGCUGUGGUCUGAUUACGUGCUCAUUGUUGUAGUAGUUUAAA
Messenger RNA from Gastrolobium bilobum, 2337 nucleotides. Its product is annotated as receptor-like serine/threonine-protein kinase At4g25390. The record is from RefSeq and is a predicted model, not a curated record. Gene Ontology annotation, molecular function: protein kinase activity; ATP binding. Bases 118 to 1893 code for a protein of 591 amino acids. Gene Ontology annotation, biological process: protein phosphorylation. Lineage: Eukaryota; Viridiplantae; Streptophyta; Magnoliopsida; Fabales; Fabaceae. The transcript has a single exon.